This is a messenger RNA of Cynara cardunculus var. scolymus (artichoke), 1929 nucleotides long. RefSeq names its product serine/threonine-protein kinase 19. Gene Ontology annotation, molecular function: protein serine/threonine kinase activity. NCBI's taxonomy places the organism in Eukaryota, Viridiplantae, Streptophyta, Magnoliopsida, Asterales, Asteraceae. The transcript is spliced from 7 exons. Gene Ontology annotation, biological process: protein phosphorylation. The coding region runs from base 247 to 897 and encodes 216 amino acids. The record is from RefSeq and is a predicted model, not a curated record.
ACCUAAAUUUUGUACGGAGCAUAAUUAGCGGAGUGUUUGCAAUUGUUUCGAGUUUUCAACGAGUGCUUUGAAGGCGGGUAGUUGUGUCGGAAAUGGUGGCCGGCCGGAACAAUGMUGUUAAGAGAUGCGGCUGAAGUUGUCCGGUGACGGAGGAGAGUAUUUGAGUGGUGAGAUUGGAGGUCAAGUGUAGGUCAGAUUCUAAAAAACCCUACCGGAAGAGAAAGGAAAACGACCGUUGUACACUCGAUGGAAAGUAGUACGAAUUCGUCAAAAUCAUUGAAAAGACGACGAGACGAAGAGGAGGACAUACCUGAAUCUCACGACUCCGAUCAAUCUCUUUCACUAGAAGAUAAUCUUAUAUUCAACGAUACCAUGGUUGCUCUUCGCAUGAUGCGCGCACAAUUUCCUCAUAUCGAUAAGGUUACURUUGAGCCCUUUAUUCUACGAUCCCAAUUGUAUAGCAGUUUGAAGGAUAGAACACAAGUUGAUAGAGAAUUAGAGUCAUUGAGGAGGGAGAAAGUUUUGCGCAUUUUCAAACUAAAUACUGGACAGGAUGAUCAUGCUGUAAUGUUUAUGGAAGAUUAUUUGAACCAGAUGAAACGAGCUGUGAAAAGCAUGGAAACAAAGAAGCAAAGCGUUCUUGCAGUUUUCAAGUGGUUUCAAGUGCAUGUUAUCCAUAGCAAGCCUGAACCUUGUAUUGGACAUCAAGAGCUAUGUUCRCUUUUAUCCAUAGGAGGAAAGGUGAAAGAUGAAGACAUAUCUCUCUUGAUAAAUGCUGGUCUUUUGGUGGAAUAUCCCAUAUGCCCAAGGUUCGAUUCUAGGCGUGCACAACAAUUGUGGCCGCUGAGUUUAUCAAGGMUGAUUUCUUGCAGUCACAAUUUGCCGGGAUUGGUCUAGGCAUAGCCUGGGACAUCCUUUCAAAACAUGGCAGGUGGGAAAAUAAAUGAUGGCAUGUUGAAUAUUUAUUAAUAUUCAAACGUCGUCCCCUCAGAAAUGAGAUCUCAUUGAUGGAUUUUGGUUUCUCAAUAGGUUGUUAAAUCUGUAUGCAAUAAUGUUAUCCUCCCUCUGUUCCGAAAAGUAAURUCAUUAUGGAUUUGUUUUGAUUUAUCAGCAAAAACAAUAUGCUUCGUCUGGCCUGAAGUAUUGCUUUGUUGUACAUUGAAAAUGAUUAUUAAACGAUACUAUAACAUGUUGCAAACUUGCAAUAAUAGAACAUAUUGAAACAACAAAGUUAAAAGAAAAUCAAUACUGAUUGUAAAUUUUAAACUUUCCAAGAAUCAAAAGUGGGAUCCUUUUUUUUGGAAGGGUGUCCCAGGUUAUGCCCUGACUAAUCUCGGCAAAUUAUGACCAUAAGACAUCAGCCUGUUAAACUCAGUUGUUUGUAAGACAUCAGCCUGUUAAACUCAGUUGUUUGUAAGACAUCAGCUGUGAUAAACUYAGUGGCCACAAUUGUUGUGGAUGCUUGGAAUUGAACCCAAGGCAAAUGGGAUAUUCCACCACAUCCCUUGGGCYUCAACCACUAUGCCACAACCCUUGUGGUUAAGUGGGAUCUCUUUAUGGAUGGGGAUAGUACAUCUUUUUUUGUGCUUACGGUAUUCAACAUUGUAAUUUUUUUUCGUGCACUUACGAUUCUAUAUGAACCCAACUUUCUUUCACUUCUGUUUUGUGGAAGGGCUCACUUUGUUUGGCAUGUCUCUUGGUUGGAAUUUAUAGCUCUUUUGUUCUUGUUUGCACAAUGUCUUGUAAGAAGCAAACAAAAUUGAGUCCAUUUGGGAAAUUGAACCGGAAGGUGUCGUUUUAGGUCAAUAAAUUGAGUCUAUGACCGACAUAGGACAUACUAUGCUGUUAUAUCGGUGAAAAUACAAAAUUGCGGUCGGGACCGAUAUUUGAAAUAGCGGUUAGAGCGGUGGUAUAGCGGUCCAAAAAUAG